GUGUGUGUGUGUGUGAGUGAGUGAGUGUGUGAAGGAGAUCCCCGUCUGGGAGGGAAAACUUCUCCAUUCUUUACGGUAAACAUUAGACACGGAAGCAGUCCGAGAGUCUGUGAGUGAGAGAGAGAGAAAGAGAGAGAGAGAGAAAAAGAAGAAGAGAGACAAAAAGAAAAGAUUUCCAGGAGCGAUGGCCACCCAGGAGGCGGUAUAUAACUCCACUACCACAGCAGAACCAGAAGGAACUUUGAGUCGAUGCUUCACUGUACCGAACCCCAACCUGGACUUUAUCAGAUUUUUUGUAAAAAUGGCGGAAGUGCUCUUGUCCUUCGUGGCAUUCAUUCUGGAGGAAGUGGUGAGCAGUUGCACUUCCUGCGGCGCACUUUACUUCUUUGAGUUUGUGAGCUGCACAGCCUUCCUCUUCACACUCCUCCUCCUCAUCCUCCUCUCUACACCCCUGCACCAGAAAGUCGGCAUCAGCUGCUGGCCCAAACUGGAUUUCGUAUACUCAGCUCUGAUCAGUGUGUUUUUAUUCAUCGCCUCCAUCACUUUCACAGCGAGUAACAGCGACUCGGAGGUGGAGAGAGCUACUGUGGCUUUCGGUUUCCUCGCCUGCUUCGCCUUCCUCGUGGAUGUGAUCAUAUUCUACAAGAUGAAAGGUUUCCCAUUUUCCGGUGCGAGUAACGAGCCACCGACGCACGAGGUGGAGAAACUAAAUGCCAACGGUGCCAGCGGUGCCAACGGCGCCAACUGAUCCUGACUGCCGUUGAGAUCCGCCUCAUCACGAGUCCUGUUAAACUCACGCCACUGAAAAAAUUCUGCGAGUUAAAUUUCGAAAGCUUUUUAUACGACUUUUUUUCCCCCAAAUCGAUUCACACGUCAUGUAUUUUACACGUUCAGAACCGGUGUGUAAUAUUUAUUAUGCUUCAUUAUUUCUUAAACCUUUCAGGUCUUUUCUCGCGACUGUGAAGUUUCCAGAAGUAACAUUUCAAUGAAUUCUAAUUUUUAUGUAGUGUUUUUUUUAAUCUUUUCCCUUGUAGCGUAAGCGUAAUAAUCUGCAUGAGGACAUGUAAAGUGACACGCCGCCGAUCCGCGCUUCACCCUGCACACGUCAGACGCCCGGUGUAAAGACACGUCUCCUGUUAGAGCAGCGUCACGUGUGUGAGAGCGCUGAUGAGUUCGGAGUUUUCUCUCGCUGAGCUUUUUAUUUUAGAUCGAAUGUAAAGACAAUUACAGCUUCAUCAACCAUCAUCAUCAUAAUCACAUGAUCAUUUUAGAGCAGGUUCAAUACUAAGUCAUGGGUUAAAUUCCAUUCUGUAUGCACACAAACACACACACUGUCAUCAUCAUCAUCCUCAUCCUCAGUGUGAACUCACAUGACCUGCCCUGCUUUACUCCACUUUAUCACGUUGCCACUUUAAUGUUUUUCUCCACAAGAACCCAACGAGGCAAACGUGUUUCUCAGACGCUUUCUAGACCCAUUUUAAUCUGAAGGAACCGUUUUCCAAGCCGCCCCUUUAAUCAGCACAGCAGUGUGUUUUGUAACGGUGUUAGACUUCUGAACGCAGUGUAUGGGAUUUAAAGAGAAUGCUGGAUGAGUGGAUGUGUGUUUGUGCUGCUGAAAAUCAGACUGCAGAACCGUGUGCUAGAACCUUCCUGUGUUCACACUAAAGCUUUUUCUCAUUUCUAUCCAGAUUAAAUACAAAGUUAUAAAAAAGCACCAAACCCAAACAGUUGCCUGGAUUCACUCCUCUGAUCGAUCGCCUCGGGUCUGACCCAAAGAAACGCCGCCUGUCGUGUUGUGUAUUUCUCUUCGUAGUUCUGUACUGAAGUGUUUAAAAUGUAGGUACAAUGUUAGUACAAAAAUCUGCACUCAUUAGUUUAAUGUCUGGGUUUGGAUUAAAGAGGAGGAAGUAAAGUGGGAGACCUGGCGAGUGUGGGAUCUGUCAGAGGAACCGCAUCAAAGCUAAUUUGUAUUAAAUCUGGAAAAAUAUUCUGUUAUGAAAUGUUGUUAACGUUGCUGGUGUGAUGGAGAAUUGACAUCAUUACUAGCGACCUUUUAUUCCGCCUGAUAUCAGUGUGUCGUUUCGUUAACUUUAUUUCUACACAAUUGUGUGUGUUAUUGUUUUUUCUACAGAAUAAUUUAGGCACAAUGUGUUUGUGUCUGUUCACUUGACAUCUUUUUAAAUCGUUCUUUCCUGUGUUGGUGGUUAGCGUGAGUGUGUUCAUCUCUGAUCAGGAGCGUACAUGUGUUUUUAUUCCUUAUUGAUACGAUGCCUAUAGUGAAGUGCGUCCUUCCACUUUCUCUCAGAGUUGCAGAAGAUUCGGUUCUGUUUUCAUUUCUGAUGGAAUUUAAUCACGUGUGUUUUUAUACUGAGAGAAAAUGUGGAAAGUGAUUCGGUUUUCAGUGGAUGUGUGUGUGUGUCUGUUUGUGUGUGUUUGUGUGUGUGUUUGUCUGUGUGUGUUUGUCUGUGUGUGUGUUUGUCUGUGUGUGUUUGUCUGUGUGUGUGUUUGUCUGUGUGUGUGUGUCUGUCUGUAUGUCUGUCUGUGUGUGAGUGUGUUUGUCUGUGUGUGUGUGUGUGUGUUUGUGUGUGUCUGUGUGUGUGUGUGUGUGUGUGUGUGUGUCUGUGUGUGUGUGUGUCUGUGUGUGUGUGUGUGUGUGUCUGUGUGUGUGUGUGUCUGUGUGUGUGUGUGUCUGUGUGUGUGUGUGUGUGUGUGUGUGUGUUUGUCUGUGUGUGUGUUUGUCUGUGUGUGUCUGUGUGUGUGUGUGUCUGUGUGUGUGUUUGUCUGUGUGUGUGUUUGUCUGUGUGUGUGUGUCUGUGUGUGUGUGUGUCUGUGUGUGUGUGUCUGUGUGUGUGUGUGUCUGUGUGUGUGUGUGUCUGUGUGUGUGUGUGUCUGUGUGUGUGUGUGUCUGUGUGUGUGUGUGUCUGUGUGUGUGUUUGUCUGUGUGUGUGUUUGUCUGUGUGUGUGUGUGUGUGUGUGUGUGUGUGUGUAAGCUUGUUAAAUGCCCGACCUCACAAACGGACUGCAGUGCUGUCAGUAAACAUUCCCCUUGCACAAGCACCUUUCAGUAAUUUCCAAACUAGUGCUAAUUAAUUAUUCAUAUAUUACUCAUGAUAUUAAUUGAAAUGACUGUAUUAAACUGUGCAUAACAAGCUUCGAUGUCUCUUAACGUGUUAUUAACGAUUCUCAUUAACACUGCACUCAGUAACACACCUUUUGUAUUUCUUUGUUUUUUUUCCAUCACCAAAGAUCUUUAAGUUUAAAGCGAAUGACUCUCACUCAUUUACACCAGCACACAAAUUAAUUCCACUUAUUAAUCCUGGUCUUAGUGUGUGAACGUUAAACCUGUGUAUGUUUCCUGAAUUCCUUUUUUUAAAGACAAUCUUACAAUAAACCCUGAGGGAGCGCACACACACCA
Messenger RNA from Tachysurus vachellii, 3415 nucleotides. It is a transcript of the gene cmtm6, whose product is annotated as CKLF-like MARVEL transmembrane domain containing 6. The transcript has 5 exons. Gene Ontology annotation, cellular component: membrane. NCBI's taxonomy places the organism in Eukaryota, Metazoa, Chordata, Actinopteri, Siluriformes, Bagridae. The record is from RefSeq and is a predicted model, not a curated record. The coding region runs from base 185 to 748 and encodes 187 amino acids.